AUGACCGCUCCCUCCUACCCCUCUCCCUCUCCCUCCCGUCCCGCUCAUCCGUAUCCCUCCCCCUCCUCAGUCCGCGACCCGCGCAAACUCUACCCUUCCCAGCUCGCGCACGGUCGCCCCACACCUCUGCACCGCAGAGGCACGUCGAGCAAGUACGAGUCGCUAGAAGACCUGCUCGUCGAGCAUGGCUACAAAGAAGUGCGCAUCGUUACCCCGCUCAUGGAACGCGAGCGAGAGGGAAAGGAAAGGAAGCCUAGUUUGGCUAGCUUGCUUGGCUCCAGGAAGGCUGGGGUGGUGCUAGACGCUCAUGCGCCUGGGCAGAGCGCGGUCGACCUCCUACGGCAACUGGUUAGCGGGUUCCCAGCAGGGUUCCAACCCCCCACACCGGCGACAUUACAACGUUCCCAAACCCCUUCUCCCAACUUUCACCGCGCGAUCCUCUCCCCCAUACCUCAGCGACCUAAACCGACGUUCCUAGCUUCAGACCCCUAUUCCCGACCUCGAACUCCCCGCAAGCUCAGUCAUUCCCGCUCGACGCCGCAUCUCCGCCGCCCGCUAACCCCGCUCACCAACCGGCCCUCCCGGCCCAGCACCCCGCUGACCUGCGUCGAGCCCGCCAGACCGGUAAUCACCCCUACUCGAGUGCAGUGCCGUUCUCGCUCCGGGAUGAGACCGAGGACACCCGCGCAGGUCUCACCAGGCUCACCCCCGCUCCCGCUCUUGGCCCCUUCUCCUCCCCCUUCCCCACAGAACCGGAAACGCCGCCCAACGCCAGUGCAGCCAACGCGUCAGCGGUCUAUACGCGCGUUACGCGCCCACCUGGCUCGGGAACAGCGUGAGCGGCAGAGAGAGCGCGAUCGGGGGACGGGGAGGGGGGAGAGUCCUGAACCGGACUUUUCUGAUCCGGGGAUGUUGAGAGAGGGGAGUAUGCUUGAUGGGGAAGGAGAGGAGGGGGAGGAAGAGGAAUGGGCGUUGGGGACGAGGAAGAGGGGGGAGAAGAGGAUUUGGGGUUGGUAGGCCGUGGGAUGAACUUAUGAUCAUUAUGAAUUUCUGCUUUUUUCACUUUUUAUUUCUGCUUUACCGUUUCUCUUUUUUCUUUCUCUUCUUCUUUCUAUUCCUCUUUUGUGAUGGAUUCGUCCUGUGAUGUCAGUUUCUCUCUCUCUCCAUUUUGGUCUCUGGAUGCAUCCUCCUCCUCCUCCAUCAGCUCCACUCACCUGCUCGCUCGCUCGCUCUCGUUCCUUCUCACUGUCUUCCACAAGAUCCUACAC
Messenger RNA from Dacryopinax primogenitus, 1268 nucleotides. RefSeq lists its product as uncharacterized. The transcript has a single exon. NCBI's taxonomy places the organism in Eukaryota, Fungi, Basidiomycota, Dacrymycetes, Dacrymycetales, Dacrymycetaceae. The record is from RefSeq and is a predicted model, not a curated record. The coding region runs from base 1 to 1017 and encodes 338 amino acids.